Molecule: messenger RNA, 196 nt
Organism: Funneliformis caledonium
Lineage: Eukaryota; Fungi; Glomeromycota; Glomeromycetes; Glomerales; Glomeraceae
Source: the annotation of a GenBank genome assembly
AUGACCAAUAAGAAUACCUCUAAAUUGAACCCAGUUAUGUCUGACUCAACAUUCUCUAAUUCAAUAAUUAUUAAGCAUACCACAGAUCAUCGCUUAUUUUCCACUCCACUUCAAAUCCUGUAUUAUUGUUUCUAUGAUCUAUUGUCAGAAUCAUCGAAAGCUUUCUUGUAUCAAUGUGAAAUUAGUAGAAUUGAUG